This is a messenger RNA of Chara braunii, 1428 nucleotides long. The record is from the annotation of a GenBank genome assembly. Lineage: Eukaryota; Viridiplantae; Streptophyta; Charophyceae; Charales; Characeae.
GCGCGUUUCCCCGCGCCUACUGGUCUUGCAAUCUGUCCCAUCUGAGGACGUUCUCUCUCUCCCUCGUAUGCCACUAUACACACACGCACACAGUCUUCCUCUUUUCGUCUCUCUCUUUUUCAAACAAGCACAACUGUUACGCAAAAGAAGCGAGAGAACUAUCGAUCUGUUCUUCGCUCUCCCUCUCAUCAGCACUCGUUCACAUACGUCCUCUGUGUGUGUGUGUGUGUGUGUGUGUGUGAGAGAGAGAGAGAGAGAGAGAGAGAGAGAGAGAGAGAGAGAGAGGGAGAUUGGUUUUUCUCGCUUGUCUCUCUUUUACCUUCGCUUGGCUCUUUGCUCAGCAUCUCGCUCUCUGCUCUCAACUCAUCAACCCCCUACCUUCUCCCCCUCUCCUCCCCCUCUCGCCUGACAACGUCCGGACCUGAUCCCGACCCGGAUUCUCGAUCUAGGGGUGCUGGUUCGAGUCUGGGCGACGCACGCAGCGGCGAAUAGAGACCUGUGGGACCACACACGAUCGCUUUGGAAGUGACCGGCAAUUUCAAGGACAUCAAUCGGGAGUCGUUGACUUGUGCGGCAGGCGUCUCUCACUUGUGAGAUUGUGUGUGACUAAGAAGAAGAAGAAGAAGAAGAAGGGAGGUAUCGAAGAUGGCGACCGUUAUGCAAAAGAUCAAGGAUAUUGAAGAUGAGAUGGCACGGACGCAGAAGAACAAGGCCACAAGUCAUCACAUAGGACUGUUGAAGGCCAAGCUUGCGAAGCUGAGGAGAGACAUCUUGGCCCCCCCUUCGAAGGGAGGUGGCGGGAGUGAGCCCGGGUUCGAUGUCACGAAGAGUGGUGAUGCACGAGUUGGCCUGGUGGGCUUUCCAUCCGUCGGAAAAUCGACUCUCCUCAAUAAGCUGACGGGGACGUUCUCCGAGGUUGCUUCCUACGAGUUUACGACCCUGACGUGCAUCCCCGGUGUCAUUCAGUAUAAAGGAGCGAGAAUACAGGUUAUUGGCGUUGCGCGUACUUGCAGUGCAAUUCUGAUUGUUCUCGAUGCCAUCAAGCCUAUCACUCAUAAAAAGUUGAUUGAAAAGGAACUGGAAGGAUUUGGCAUAAGUGCACACAUGGAAUGGAACUUGGACGGUCUUCUGGAGAAGGUGUGGGAGUAUCUGAAUCUAGUCAGAGUAUAUACAAAGCCUAAGGGACUUAGCCCCGACUAUGAAGACCCGGUAAUUUUGUCAGCGGAUACAAGAAGCGUCGAGGACUUUUGCCUGAGGAUUCAUAAGGACCUUUUGAAACACUUCAAAUAUGCUUUGGUCUGGGGCUCGAGUGCGAAGCACAAGCCGCAAAGAGUCGGAAAGGUAAGUUGAGAUGUGUGCACUGUGCAGUUGAUUUGUUAGAGCCACUAACAGCCCGUUCGUUGGAUUUAAUAAAUUUGAAUUUGAAUU